This is a messenger RNA of Colletotrichum gloeosporioides, 1866 nucleotides long. Its product is annotated as Efflux pump aflT. Gene Ontology annotation, biological process: transmembrane transport. Lineage: Eukaryota; Fungi; Ascomycota; Sordariomycetes; Glomerellales; Glomerellaceae. The record is from RefSeq and is a predicted model, not a curated record. Bases 1 to 1866 code for a protein of 621 amino acids. The transcript is spliced from 5 exons. Gene Ontology annotation, molecular function: transmembrane transporter activity.
AUGGUCGACACUACCCCAACGACCAAGUCUGCCGAGGGCGACGGCGCUUCUUUCAACGGCGAAGCUUUCCGAGGAACAAAUACCUCAACGCCCACCUUGGCCCCGAGGGAAAGCGAUGAUCACGUGGAGAAGAAAUCGGAGGACAGGCCAUCAACGUUACAGGAGAAGGUCACGGUUCACACGCCGAUAAUAUCAGCCAGCCCGUCAGCCAAUGCCAGCCAGCUCGACGUCUCGAAAGAGCCCAAUUUGGACGAGAAGCGAGAUGCAGAGAACCGAGCUCCGGAGGGGCUACCGGUUGAGAUUGACGAGGCAGAAGAGAAUUUCAAGCCAAAGAGCAUCAAGUUUUGGCUCACCAUCUUUUCCAACUUCAUCGCCUUAUUCCUAGUGGCACUCGAUCGAACCAUCAUAGCCACCGCAAUCCCACGCAUCACUGACGAGUUUGGGAGCUUGGGGGAUAUCGGCUGGUAUGGGUCGGCUUACAUGCUCACCACUGCCGCUUCCCAACUGGUGUUUGGCCGAGUUUAUAAGUUCUACAAUCUUCGAUGGGUUUUCCUCAGCAGUAUAUUUGUUUUUGAGAUUGGCUCACUGCUUUGCGGCGUCGCUCCCAACUCGGCCACUUUGAUUGCAGGAAGAGCCAUUGCAGGUGUCGGCUCCGCUGGUAUCUUCACUGGAGCCAUGAUGGUCAUGAUUCCAAUGGUGCCGCUACACAAAAGGCCAAUGUUUCAAGGAAUCUUUGGUAUGGUCUUUGGCCUUGCUUCCGUGAUCGGGCCACUAAUCGGCGGUGGCUUCACGGGCACAGUCACUUGGAGAUGGUGCUUCUACAUGAAUCUUCCUAUUGGAGGUGCGGCUUUGGUAUACCUGUUCUUCAUGCUCAAGGCUCCCAAGCAGCAACCACGAGAACCUGCAACACUCACCCAGCAUAUCUUGCGCCUUGAUCCCUUGGGGACGUUCUUCUUCCUACCCUCCAUCGUGGCCCUUCUCCUUGCCCUGGAGUGGGGUGGGGCGACGUAUGCAUGGAGCGAUGGCCGCAUCAUUGCUCUUUUUAUUGUCUUUGGGGUUGCCUUCAGCGCUUUCGCCGCCGUCCAGGUAUUCAUGCCCAAGACGGCAACGGUUCCAGUCAGGAUCAUCACCCAGAGGACCAUGCUAGCCGGCGCAUUCUUCAUGUUUUUCUUGGCUGGGUCGAUGAUGUUGGCGGUUUACUAUCUUCCUCUGUGGUUUCAAGCUGUACAGGGUGCGGAUCCCGUGGACUCUGGUAUUUAUACACUACCGCUGGUGCUCAGCAUCGUGGCGUCAUCCAUCAUCUCAGGGGGGGCGACGCAAAAGAUUGGCUACUACGUGCCAUCGAUGAUCCUCUGUCCAUGCAUCAUGGCAACAGGUCUAGGGUUGAUGAGUACCUUUCAGCCGGGAAUUAGCUCGGCACACUGGAUCGGAUACCAGUUUCUCACAGGUUUCGGCCUGGGGUUUGGCAUGCAAACCGUUGGUCUUGCUGUGCAGGCGGUGUUCCCCAAAGAAGAUGUGUCAACAGGUGUUUCCAUCAGCUUCUUUGCGCAGCAAUUGGGAGCAGCCAUAUUCGUCUCGGUAGGACAGUCGAUUCUCAGCAACAUGCUUGUGUCGCAGCUUUCUGGCAUUCCUGGACUACCUGCACAAGUCAUUGUCAAGAUUGGGGCAACCGAUUUACACAAUGUCGUUCCGUCCCAGUUCUUGGAUGUGGUCGUCAAGGCAUACAACUACGCAUGCACUAGGAUCUUCUUGGCAGGCAUGGGACUGUCAUUGGCAACCCUUGUCUGCGCUCUAUGCAUGGAAUGGAGAAAUAUCAAGAAGGGGAGGAACCGUGCCAGUAGAAUCGAGCCGGAAACUGAGGCGUAG